Solenopsis invicta (red fire ant) is the source of this 2566-nucleotide messenger RNA. RefSeq lists its product as uncharacterized. The record is from RefSeq and is a predicted model, not a curated record. Lineage: Eukaryota; Metazoa; Arthropoda; Insecta; Hymenoptera; Formicidae. The transcript has 5 exons. Bases 982 to 1899 code for a protein of 305 amino acids.
CCGCCUGUGAUAAAAAAUCCAUGGCUCUUGUAGAGACACAUGGUCAAUAAUAUUGCGAGUAUCAAUGAAUACUGACAAUAUUGUUAACCGUGUAGAGUUAAUAUUGAUAUAUUGAUGUAUAAUGUUAACGGUUCCGAAUGUCUUGAGUCUUGAGCAUUAAUGUUUCAUUCAGCAAUAUUCUGCAGGAGACGUCCGAAACGUACGACAGAUGGUAGAAAACUGAUCUGGUGGAUGGAGUGUAAGAUGCUGCUUGAAACGAGAAAGUAUGAGGAAAGUCACUUUCAUCGAUAUUCCGGGGGAUAAUUCCGGGACAGGUUCAAGAAACUGACACAACAUCGAAGCACUUGGUGCAUAAAAAAAACAAGAACACUGUUUAUUGAUUAAAGAGAUUUCAAUUAUCAAUUCUAAUUGGAUCGAAAAAAUGCAUAUAUUUUCAAAAAAUAAGAUUUUCAAACGUUUCUAACAAUUUUUGUAAAGUGUGGUAAUAAGAAAAGAAUAAGUGCAUGUUUUAAAAUAUAUAACAUUCAAAGAAUUCGUGGUUCAUAAUAAUAUGCAGCUGUGAAUGUACAUACAAAGACUAAAAAUUGAUAAUGAAACGUACAGAUUUGUAAAUAAUAUAUAACGAAUUUACAUGAUUAUUUAGAAAUCUAAAUAAUUCUACGCAAUACUUAACGUACAAUUUUUUAAAAUAUUUGAGAGCCUUUUCUUAAUGCAUUAUAUCUGCGAUAUAAUAAAAUUUCAGAUGUUUCCUGCGUUACCGACGAUUCAAAUUAUCUCUUGAGUUGUGUGUGAGUUUUGUUCCCGCUAAAGUGACUUCCAUUUUACUCUACAAAAAUGCCGGCGAUUCCUAGGUUAUUGUAGGUUAUUUAGGGCAACAUUGAAAACACGUGUUGACAAGGACUACAUGAUUAAACGUGGCAAUGCUUGAUUAUACCUAAUAUCGAGGUAUCUUGUUAAUCGUGUUUAAUUAGCCUCAAAACAAUGGAAGGUUUCUGUCCGCUGUGCGCAAAGAACGGGACUCGAAGAAGAGUCAAGGCAUUUCAGAUUAAUCUGGAAGAAGCGGUAUGGGCCUGUGAGUCAGAGGAAUGCAUCUGGCCGUUCGGUUACGAGGAUUUAAAGUUCUUUGCUAGGCCUGCUAUCUCCUGCAAGUGGGAGGAACCGAAGCCUGUUGAAGAAGACAAUGCAUCUGCGCUGAUGGAACUCUCGCUCUACACACCGCCCGUAACUCCUGGACAGGAACUCUCCAAAGAGCAAACCGAGAUUGCUAACGCGGAGUCAAAUCCUCCAAUGGAAGAUAAAAUUGGAACGUUGCCUAAAUGCGAAUUUCUUAUGUCACUGAAGGAUUCUACUGGUUCAAAUAAAUCAUCGCUGUUUGAGCCACUUGAGUUUGGAGGCAUUAAUUGCACUGAAGGAAACGGUAGUCUUAUGAAUGAACAGAUUACAGGCGUUAAUAUUAGUAAGGCACUGCCCAGGAUUACCAGCAUUGAAAAGACGAAUAUUAAUCUUAGACUUUUUUCUAAUACUGGUGAAUACAUAUAUUGUGAUAAUAGAAAAGUACAGACACAAUUGCCCAUGAAUACAACUGUAACGAACACUUUGCAGAAUCUCGAUUUAUCUGAUAGUGGAUGCACAGAACUUGCUUUAAAUAUGUUAUGUAAAAUUGGAAGUGAACAGUGUGAAAGUGGCAAGUUGCAAUCAGAUGCUACGGCGAAUGGUGUGGAGUCACGUUUAACACUACCGGAAAACACAAAAAUGCUAGUCGAUGUAGAUGGUACAAAUAGCUUAAAUACGACAAAUGUGUCAACUGGUGACAUUGACACGCUGUUGGAGGAAAUUAUGAACAAUGAAGGUCAUUUAACGCAGAUAAAUGACGAUUGGUUAAACUCGUUGAUGAGUUGACAGUAAUUUACAUUCAUUAUUAUUUAAUGCAAUAUAGAUUUUACUAAACAAAGACUGAAUUAUAUAGUGAAAGAGAUCAGGGUAUGUAUUACCACUUGGAAUACAUUCAGAAUUAUUAUAUUUUUCCUGAAAAACAAUGGAAAUCAAGAACAUAAUAAAGCAAUUCCGAUCGGAAUCCAUUUGGUUUCAUAAUAUUUUGAUUGCCAUUGAUUUUUAUAAAAUGUGAUACUGAAAUGACUUACCAUAUUAAAGUAUUAUUAUAAGAAACAGGAUAUUUCUAUUACAUUUGUUUAUUGCGUUAUUACGUUUAUUUUUAAAAGUGUCAUAAUUAAAUUACAGUACAUUACUUGUACAGUAGAAAAAAUAGAAUAGGAAAUUACUUGACUUACAGGAAAUUACUUGACUUUGUCCAAGAAAUGGAAGAAAAACGAUCAAAUAAAAUUUUAUUAAUUUUAGGAUAUAAAAAGAUAUCAUUUUUUUAAUAAGUUAGAAGAGGAAUGAUUAUUACUUUACUAAACGAUUAUUUGUGUAUCUUGUUUCAUUUUAAGAUUGAUUAUGUCGCAAAGCUCCACAUUGAAUUUAAAGUGUUAAAACUUUUGUUUCAAGCGCUCAAUCCUAAUACUCUGAAAAUAUAUGUUUAUUUGUAAUAAACUGUCUAAAACAUGCA